UUGAUAUAGUUGCUUCGUUCAACGGUUUGUUUACUGGCUGUGGAUAUUGGGCUUUUGCUUUUAGAUCACUAGUUUAAAAUUAUUAUUAUUAUGAUGUACAAUGGCCAGUGCCAGUGACAUUAGUCAGAGACCGCUUCAAAAUGCUAUGAGACUAGUAAAAGUGGCUAUUCAACUGGAUUCGGGUAAUAAACAUAAGGAAGCUUACUGUGAAUACUUGAGGAGUGUCAGCUACAUCUCUCAUACCCUACUUCAAGAUGCAGCAUGUAAAGCUGUUGGAGAGAUGGAGGAAGUGGAGAAGAUGGUAAAGUUGGCUGAACAGUGCCUAGAAAGAAUAAAGUCCUUUAUAAGCAAGAGAAGUGAAACCUUUCCUCCUAAUUCUUCUACAACCCCAGUCCAGGAAUCCUCACUUACACAGAUAAUCCCUCAAACCAUUACCCAAGCCUCAGGGACUUUCAAUACAGCAACGGUGGACAUGAGUAAAUUAUACCUGAUUGAGGAGAACUCUCAACAUCACAGAGUGUUCCCAGAAGGUAAGGGGGAGGACUGCCCUUUCCUGCCCCCCGAGCUAUUCCAAAAGCUACAUGUUGUGGAGUCACAAGACAAAAAAGAAUUAACACCUAUUGAGGAAGCUUCAUGUCUGAACCAGAAACUAAAAGCUACUUAUGAGGCACGUCUGGCAAGACUUGCCCCCGGCCAAGCCACACAGAAAACAUCUCUGACUCUUUCGCUUCAGAGACAAAUGAUGGAGAACCUGAUUAUAGCCAGAGCCAGACAAGAUGCUCUCCAAAGGAAGAUGGAAGAGAGACGACUCAGGCUACAGGAGCAGGCCAACAGGAAGUUUUCUUCUUCUGUGAUGUUGACACCCGAGGAGCAGGAGCAGCGUGUUCUGUAUGCAAAUAUAUUGGAAUAUGAACAAGAUCAUGAUUGGCCUAAAGUAUGGAAAGCUAGCCUGAAGAGGAAUCCAAAUGAUGCAACUUUGGUUUCAGGCUUGGUGACCUAUCUUCUUGGCUGCCCAGAACAUCCUGUUGUGAAGCUAUUGAAGAAGCUCCAGUAUCAAGUGUAUAACAGGCUAUACCCCAUAAUAAGCCAGACUGUUCCUUCAAGCCCAAAACCUGGCCACUCUGUGUCUUUAAAACCUUCACACAGUGCACAGAGCCUGCUGCUCCCUCAUAGUCCUCCAAGUCAGCUCAAGCCUAGCUUAAUUCACAGCCUGUCCGAUGCCUCCAUCUCGCUCUCACCACUCCCCGACCUCAAUGCUAACAAUACAGCAUUCAAAAUGGAUUCAGAAGAGAUUCCGACCCCAGUCCCUCCAGAUCGGGAGAACUCCUUUGAGGAUCUUGAGCAGUAUAUGACCCAGCUGGACUGGGCUUCAGCUUGUGCAGAUGACACAGUCUCUGAUAUGACCUUUGAAUUGACCCAAAGUGACAUGACAACUCACAUUCAGGACCUGGAGGAGCGUGCUUUAAAAGAACACCUGAAAGCUACCGUCAAAGACAUUCACAACGCAAUUGAUCGUCUGCUCUCCCUGUGUCUGCUUUCAUUUGAAUGUCUCAACACAGCAAGCGCCAAAGACCAGUGUGUAGCAUGCAUAGAGGAGGUCUUCUUCACCCCAAUAUGGGGCCCUCUACUGGCACUCUUUAGGAAGGUGUACCGAGAUCGAGAGCUGGCUUUUGAGAGCAGUGUUCUCCUGUACCAGAAUGUCUCACCUGCUGAUGUUGGUGUAGCAGACAAACUAUUCCCCAAAGACACUGCUGUUUUGCAGGGUUCCUACCCAUAUGAGUCUGCAGUGCAGGAAAUAAAACUGCUGUGUAAAGGUUGUUGUCCUCAAAAGAAGCUAGAAUGCAUAGUGAGAACAUUAAGACUCAUUUGUGCAUGCGCUGAGCAUUACCGUCUUCUUCAAGACAACGAUCCAUCACCCAAAACAGCAGCCAUUGGAGCAGAUGAUCUGUUGCCUAUUUUGUCAUAUGUGGCUUUGCGCAGUGAACUCCCUCAACUAGUCUCUGAAUGUGCUGCACUGGAAGAGUUCAUCCAUGAGGGGUAUCUUAUUGGAGAGGAGGGAUACUGUUUAACUUCAAUGCAAAGUGCACUGAGUUAUGUGGAGUCACUGCACUUGGGUGAAGCUUUGCAGCUGACUGCCAAACCCACCUGAGUCAGUGGUAAGGAGAUGCAUAUUUUGCAGACUGCCUGCUUUUCUUCCUAGUCCCUUGGUCCAGCGCAUGAACUUCUCAAUCUUCCUCAUCAGAGCUGCAAAAUUAAACACCCAUCUUCCAUUCAGCACAGACCAUAGGAGAGGUCACACACACUGAGCUUUCCAGCCUCAAAAGCAUGAGAACUCUGAAUCCUUCUGUGUUGCAGAGUUACGUCCCAAAUGGUCUCGGGUCAGAGGAGUGGAAUCAGGUUGACGUUAUGAGGGAAUUGUUUCGGGUGUAUAUCUCAUUUAGUGGGAAAAUGAAAUCAAAUAGCGUGCUUAAUUUUAUUGUUUCUUCAUCCCGUUUUGUUUACCUCAUAAUGUAGUUGUUUGAAGUGCUUUACUGUGACUGAAUAGAAAGCUAAAACACUAUAUAACCAUGUGCAUUUACCCAGGUUAGUAUAGAUAUUUUCUCAAGAAGUGUAAUGGCAUAAAUAUCUGUGACUCCUGGACAUUCAUUUGUAAAGAGAUGGUUAUGACUAACUUUUUUCCCUUAAAUUUUGCUGUUUAAGUUUGUUUUAGCAUUGCGUAAACCUUGAAGGAAAAACUUACCUAUUAUUUCAAAGAGGAAAAACAAGGGGGUCUGUUCACUUUUGGCACAGUAUAGUUAAUGCAACUGAGCAUGUUUUAGGCAAAUAGAAUCCAACUAACUGUUUUUGGGACCUGUGUGCAAUGAUGUUCUCCCAAGGCAUUGCAGGUGGGACUGACUACUAUAGUCACAUCUGAUCUUGAAAGAAGAAUGUUAUGAGAGAUGUUCCAGACACAUUAAUUUUUAUUUCUUCUUCUCCUUUUUUUUCUUUUCUUUUUUUUUUUUUUCCCGGGGUUUAUGGUAGGUGACCUGUAUCAGCACUCUGAGAAGCUGAACACAUGGUCCUGGACUGCAUAUUUAAACAAUACUGGAUAUUACUUUUCCUGGAUAUUAUCUUCAAGGUUCUUUUAGUACAUUAUUAAAUUGCACUACCCCCCACCCCAACAUUCUUGUUCUAUAUUGUUUGUACAGCCAAUUAUAUUUAUGGUCAUGUUUACUGUACUACUGCUUUAAAAUGUUUUACUAAAGUUCCUGAUAUUUACUAUUGUACAAAAAAAGUGUUUUCUUUUUUCAACAUUUCAAAAAAAAAAUGUAUCGAAAGAGGUUUUGAAAGGGUAAAUUUCAUAGUUUUGCCAACAUUCACUUUCCACUAGAAGGUUUAGAUUUUAUACAUUUUUUUUUUUUUAAUAUGACACUUUGAGGCAUCAGUGUAUUUUAGACUCAUUACAAUCAUGCAAACUGUAGAAAAACCUGUUGGUGUAUUAAUGUGAAAUCCUGGCACUGCUAUACCGUGUAUCUAAUGUAAAUAUGUAUCUAACCUAAAAUAACAAAUAUCUAAUAUAAAUAUGUAUGUGUUGUAGUUUAUGUGGAUCACUGGAUGCCAUCAAUUCAGUCUGUUGUAUGUUUGUUGUAUUGCAUCUGUUGGUCUUUAAUGUAAAUUUGUUGAAAAGCAUGCAUGGGAGUGUAUGAUAGGAUUUGGAUUUUCUAAUAAUAAAAACAUGAGUAAUCGUUA
This is a messenger RNA of Tachysurus vachellii, 3729 nucleotides long. It is a transcript of the gene vps9d1, whose product is annotated as VPS9 domain containing 1. The transcript is spliced from 16 exons. Gene Ontology annotation, molecular function: guanyl-nucleotide exchange factor activity; small GTPase binding. The record is from RefSeq and is a predicted model, not a curated record. The coding region runs from base 101 to 2149 and encodes 682 amino acids. Gene Ontology annotation, cellular component: endocytic vesicle; cytosol. Gene Ontology annotation, biological process: vesicle-mediated transport. Lineage: Eukaryota; Metazoa; Chordata; Actinopteri; Siluriformes; Bagridae.